GGCCGGGCGGCAGAAUACGGAACAGCGACACAACCGCUGGGUCAACGGCUAGCUCGUGCGCAUGUAGUUAGCGGUUAGUUAUUUGAAUUUGUUCGCUUGUCAGUCUCCUCAUGUAAAAAUAUGAAGGUUAUUGCGUUUGCUAAAAACUGCGCCACUGGCUGAGACUAUUGUGUCAGUAAACUAAGGAGAUACUGAUACGAGGCACGUACCUCCCUGCUUCCUCUUCCCCGGCCCCGGCCGCGUUCAGCUCCUUGCCUCCGGUGUUGGAUAUAUCAAUGGCGCAGCUGAGAGAACCAGCCCCGGGAAGCGUGGACGAUGACAAGACGGAAGGUAUCAACGAUGCAGAGCUGGCACUGAAAGGCAUCAAUAUGCUCCUCAACAAUGGAUUCAAGGAGAGCGACGAGCUCUUCAGAUUAUACAGGAACCAUAGUCCUUUGAUGAGUUUUGGUGCCAGUUUUGUAAGUUUUCUGAAUGCCAUGAUGACGUUUGAGGAGGAGAAAAUGCAGUUGGCCUUUGAGGACCUCAAAGCUACAGAGAGACUGUGUGAGAGUGAAAACGCCGGUGUUAUUGAGACCAUUAAAAACAAGAUCAAGAGGAAUAUGGACUCUCAGAGGUCGGGGGUUGCUGUAGUGGACCGACUCCAGAGGCAGAUCAUCAUUGCAGACUGCCAGGUUUACCUUGCAGUGUUGUCUUUCAUCAAACAAGAGCUGUCAUCAUACAUCAAAGGAGGCUGGAUCCUACGUAAAGCCUGGAAGAUGUACAACAAAUGUUACAGCGACAUCACACACCUGCAGGAGAGCAGCAGAAGAAAGGCCUCUGAACAGCGAGCAAAGCCGCCUCCAUCUCUGUCCUCUGACACGUCUGACCACAGCCUCUCGUCUUCCCCCGGGCCGAGCCCAUCCCUGGGACUGGCCGGCAUCAGCCCAGAAGCUCUGGAUCGGCUAAAAGGGUCGGUCAGCUUUGGUUACGGCCUCUUCCACCUCUGUAUCUCCAUGGUGCCGCCGCACCUCCUGAAGAUUGUCAACCUGCUGGGCUUCCCUGGCAACCGCCUUCAAGGCCUGUCAGCACUCACAUACGCCAGUGAAAGUAAGGACAUGAAGGCCCCCUUAGCUACCCUGGCCCUCCUGUGGUACCACACAGUAGUGCAGCCCUUCUUUGCUCUGGAUGGCACAGACACACAGGCAGGCCUGAUGGAAGCCAAAUCCAUUCUUCAACAAAGGGAGGCCAUCUAUCCAAACUCCUCCCUCUUCACUUUUUUCAAAGGCAGAGUCCAACGCCUCGAGUGCCAGAUCAGUACAGCCUUGAAGUCCUUCCGGGAUGCCUUAGAUCUGGCCUCUGACCAGAGGGAGAUCCAGCACGUGUGUUUAUAUGAAAUAGGUUGGUGCAGCAUGAUCGAACUGAACUACAAAGAAGCCUACAGGGCCUUUGAGCGACUGAAGACCGAGUCUCGCUGGUCCCAGUGCUACUACGCCUACUUAACUGGAGCGUGCCAAGGAGCCACAGGUGAUCUGGACGGAGCUGUCACAGUUUUCAAGGAUGUUGAAAGACUUUUCAAACGCAAGAACAAUCAGAUCGAGUCGUUCUCCAUGAAGAGGGCUGAGAAGCUUAAGACCACAAGUCUGUCCAAAGAACUCUGCAUCCUGUCUGUGAUUGAGAUUCUUUAUCUGUGGAAAGCUCUGCCCAACUGCUCCACCACCAACCUUCAGACAAUGACACAAGUCCUGCUGGGGAUUGACGAUGCCUCGUGUGCUGGCCUGAAAAACCUGCUUCUUGGUGCCAUAAAAAGAUGUCUUCAUAAUAACAACGAUGCCAUUCAGUUUUUCAGUCUGGCUGCAAGGGAUGAGGUUGGACGUCUGAGCAAUUCUUAUGUGCAGCCCUAUUCCUGCUAUGAACUGGGCUGCGUGCUGCUGAACACCCCAGAGUCUGCAGGGAAGGGCAGAAUGCUGAUGGUUCAGGCUAAGGAGGACUAUGCUGGCUAUGACUUCGAGAACAGGCUCCACGUUCGCAUUCAUUCAGCUCUCGCCUCCACGAUGGCUUCUGCAGCCCAGCCUUGAUAUCUGCACCUCAAACAACUGGAAUAAAUGUCUUUAAGCCACAAUACCAUUGGAGUCACCAAUGUUACACUGUUUUUUUUAAUUUUCAUAUUCUGAGCCAAUGAAUCAUUUUAAAUAUGUGCAAUAUAUAUAUAUAGUACAGUAGGUGUUUUAUGGGAGAACAGUUACAAAUGUGUUUUACUUUAGUUACUUAAUGUUACGGUACUUUAAAAUAAAUUGGCAUUGUAUAGUUUAAGGGUUCAUAAAACUAAAUGGCAGUCAAAUCAGAAAAAAUACAUUUUAAAAAGCAUCAGGGUCAAAUCUUUCUUUGGUUUUGAGGGAAGUCAGGUCAACUACAGUAAUGGCACAUGCAGUAUUUACUGACAAAGCAGUUAAAAUGAAUGACUCAGCCAACUCUGUGUUGGUUGCUGACUUUGAGAUUUGUGAUGUAAAAGCUUUGCUAAUCCAUAGGAAUGAGUAUUAAACUGAAUCUUCAUAAAUGUAGCCCCUUUGUUUAAGCAGAAUUGUUUUUAUCAGUGUAAAUAUGUCUUGAACACAGUUUUUAAUAGAUGAGCCUUGAUGCACAGUGCUACUCUUGGCUGUGAGCUGGUUCUAAUUUUUAUGGUUUGUUUUAAGAUACUAAAAGGUAUAUUGUAAAAU
Etheostoma cragini (Arkansas darter) is the source of this 2693-nucleotide messenger RNA. RefSeq names its product tetratricopeptide repeat protein 39C-like. Gene Ontology annotation, molecular function: protein binding. Lineage: Eukaryota; Metazoa; Chordata; Actinopteri; Perciformes; Percidae. The transcript is spliced from 14 exons. Gene Ontology annotation, biological process: cilium assembly; otolith morphogenesis. The coding region runs from base 276 to 2054 and encodes 592 amino acids. The record is from RefSeq and is a predicted model, not a curated record.